ACAAGUUGUACAUGGGCCCAGGUCAGCUGUACCAGGACCUGCAGAACCUGAUCCAUGACCUCAGCCUGGUGAACCAGAUCUCCAGCAUGAUCUGCAGCCUCAAGGGCAAUUACCAGAAUGUAAAUCCCGCAGUGGCCCAGGACUGGGUAUCAGGUCUCCAAAGGCUCAUCAUGAAGAAGGAGGAAGAGAUCAGGGCAGCUGACCGGUGUCGGAUCCAACUCCAGCUGCCUGGAAAACAUGACAAGUCGGGUAAACCCACUUACUUCAGUGCAGUGUUCAAUACUCUCAGCCCAGCAGUCAAGCAGUCAUGGAUCAGUAACCUGCAGAUGGCAAAGCUGGCACUAGAGGAGGACAACCUGCAGGGCUGGUUCUAUGCGGAGGAUGAUGGGAAUCACAUCAAAAAGCAGAAGCAUCCUCUCUUGCUCCGGCAAAUGCCUGUGGUCAUGUCAAAACUACAGGAGUUCAAGGUGGAAUGUGCUGUUCAUAAUCCAGAGCCCCACAUCAACAUGGAGAGCACAGCGGACACUCCUGUCGUGGGCCAUGGCUGUGUCUGGGUUGCUAGUUGCACCAACCAGAUGGGACAGCUCGCUAUAGGCAUGCAGAACUCCAGCCCGAAGGUGACUGAGUGUUUCAAUGUGGAGUCUCGUAUCCUCUGCAUGGCCUAUGUCCCUGCAGAGCAGCCUCAGGAGAACGGAGAGAAGGGCCCUGAACACCACAUCCUUACAACGAGGGCCAGUGAUACCCCCAGUGUUUGUCUGGGAAUGGAGGAGGGCAGCAUCAUUGUCUAUAAGAGCAGCCAGCGGUCCAAGAAAGUCCGUCUGCAGCAUUUCUUCACCCCUGACAAGUCCACCGUCACCAGCUUGGUCUACAAGAAGCACUGUCUGUAUGCCGGCCUGGUCAGCGGCUCUGUGGCUGUGUACUCCAGAUCACAAGAUGGCUUGUGGAGCUCUGAGAAACCUAAAGUGCUAAAGCUGGGAGUCCUCCCAGUCAAGGCCAUGCUGGCUGUGGAGGAGCACCUCUGGGUGUCAUCAGGUGGACAGGUGUUCAUCAUCAGCAGCCACACACAUUGUGUAGAGAGGCAGCUGGAGGCCCACCAAGAAGAGGGCAUGGUGGUGUCCCACAUGGUGGUGGCUGGGGUGGGGAUCUGGAUCGCCUUUAGCUCUGGAUCCACUCUGCGUCUUUUCCACACAGAGACCCUGGAGCACCUACAGGACAUAAACAUAGCCACUCCUGUCCACAAUACACUGCCAGGGAACCAGAGAGUGUCAGUGAGUAGUCUGCUGGUCUGUCAUGGUCUGCUGCUGGUAGGGACCAACCUUGGGGUGACUGUGGCCCUCUCUGUUCCCAGACUGCAGGGGAUCCCCAAAGUCACAGGUCGAGGUAUGGUAUCCCUUCACGCUCACAACGGACCAGUAAAGUUCCUCACUGUGGCUGCUGCAGUGUGUAACCGACCCUGUGUCCAGCAAUCCUCCGCCCCUCCCACCUCAGUUCAGCCGACAGAUACAGAGGACGGGGAGAACAGCCACCCCGCCUCAGAUUCAGCCCCGACUCCACCUCAGGGACGGGGUGUGUGGCUGGGAGAGGCAGGCUGUACCACCAUGGCUCUCCAGGACUCCCUGUCCUCUUCCUGCGGCUCCUUAGCUCCAUCCCAGGGCUCCUUGGAGCACGGGCCCGAGGACGGCGCCCUUUACGACUUGCUCCAUGACCCCGCCCAUCACCAGAGAGGCCGCCGAUCCAGCAAGGUGGACGUCAGCUCUCUGCUGGUGGUGUCUGGAGGGUUGGGCCACCGCAAGGUCAACAAAAAGACCAAACAGUCUAGGCACGAGGACACAACAUCUUCCAUCAUGAUCUGGCAGAUCCCCUUGCUCAACAUGUGACACAAAAGUUUGAACAAAAGUGCUGCUCACAGGGAGAUUUGUUGUUACACUCGACUGAACAUUUCGAUCACAUCAGAACAACUUAAUCCCUUUUUGAAACCAGAAGUGCAUCAAAAACUUUCCACAGUAUUCCCCUGAUGUUUUUAAAUGAUGUCUGAUACCAUGGAAACACAAUGGAUCCAUAUAUAACCACUCAAUCACGAUGCUUUACUGCAAGAACAACUCUCCACAGACCAAUGAAAAGAUAUACUGUACUUGUUAAGGAUAUAUUUGUUUAAAAAAAACACUGAAAGGUCUUUAAUUUCAUGGUCUCAUUCAUCAGUUGUUGUCUGUAACAUGGCUAAUAGUUUACUCUCCAGUGUUAGUGCCAUACAAGGUGACUGGAUAAGGACUGCAGUAUUUAAAAACAGUGUUGAAAAGAAAACAGACUUAGUUCUGCUUGAGAGGCGCAUAAGGUAUUGAUGAGGCUUUGAAUCUUUGACAUGAAAGUUCGAUCAAAAUUAGGAUCAUGUUGUGGCCUGAUCUUAUGUUAUCUGUAAAGGCACGAGUUGUAAAUAUCAAGUUUGACAACUCAGGAUUACGUGUGUAUGAGUUUUGGGUAAGAGAAAGUUUCAGUGUUUCUAUGGAAUCCAAUCAUUCUACUAUCGCACCAGCUGUUAACCAAGGAACGGGAUGAAAAAAAGCAGACAUAUUGAUGACUGAAAUAAUAUGAGAAGGCUUGAUGAGAAUCUCUGGCUGGCCAGGUUUCUAUUCAAAAAGGGAUGUAAGAGUUGUUAUUACAAGGACAUUUUUAUUUCCCCUCAUGCAUCUUUGUUUCUCACAUAAGGAUAUUUAAAAAAAAACACACAAAAAGCUUUAUACAUUUAUAACUAUUUCUUUGUAUUACUGUUGUUUGUAUUAACAAAUUCAUAAACUUUUAUUGACUA
Messenger RNA from Labrus bergylta (ballan wrasse), 2803 nucleotides. The record is from RefSeq and is a predicted model, not a curated record. NCBI's taxonomy places the organism in Eukaryota, Metazoa, Chordata, Actinopteri, Labriformes, Labridae.